CGUGCUGCCGCCGCUGCUGCCGCGCCCGGGUCCUGCUUCUCGGAAGAUGCACUAUUACAGAUACUCGAACGCCGAGGUCAGCUGCUGGUACAAGUACCUGCUCUUCAGCUACAAUAUCGUCUUUUGGUUGGCUGGAGUUGUUUUCCUUGGAGUCGGGCUGUGGGCAUGGAGCGAAAAGGGCGUGCUGUCCGACCUCACGAAGGUGACCCGGUUGCAUGGAAUCGACCCUGUCGUGCUGGUCUUGAUGGUGGGCGUGGUGAUGUUCACACUGGGAUUCGCGGGCUGUGUCGGGGCCCUGCGGGAGAACAUCUGCCUGCUCAAGUUUUUCUGUGGGGCCAUUGUGCUCAUCUUCUUCCUGGAACUGGCUGUGGCUGUGUUGGCCUUUUUAUUCCAAGACUGGGUGAGGGAUCGUUUCCGGGAAUUCUUCGAGAGCAACAUCAGGUCCUAUCGGGAUGACAUUGACCUGCAGAACCUCAUUGACUCUCUUCAGAAAGCCAAUCAGUGCUGUGGGGCUUACGGCCCUGAAGACUGGGACCUCAAUGUCUACUUCAACUGCAGUGGUGCCAGCUACAGCCGAGAGAAAUGUGGGGUGCCCUUCUCCUGCUGUGUGCCGGACCCUGCACAAAAAGUCGUGAACACACAGUGUGGCUAUGAUGUCAGGAUUCAGCUGAAGAGCAAGUGGGAUGAGUUCAUCUUCACGAAGGGGUGCAUCCAGGCUCUGGAGGGCUGGCUUCCCAGGAACAUCUACAUUGUGGCUGGUGUCUUCAUUGCCAUCUCCCUGCUGCAGAUCUUCGGCAUCUUCCUGGCAAGGACCCUGAUCUCAGACAUUGAGGCAGUGAAGGCAGGCCAUCACUUCUGAGGCGCAGGUGCAGCAGAUGGAGCUGAGCCACAUGGAGAGGUCAAGCCUUUCACUGUCCAGCAGCGGCAGAAGUCGACAUUAGCCACCUACAACCAGACCCCAGUCUUCCGCAUCAGCACGAUAUGGCCUCUCUGUUUCUUCUUGCUGGUGCUGAAGGCCAAGGCCCCUUCUCAUCUGCUCACACUUGACAUGGCACCUCUGAAGGCCCAGAGACAGAGAAUGUGUUUUUAUGUGGAGUAGUAACUCUGAGGACAGAUGGGCUCCCAUGGCCGCAGGAAAGGCUUAAUGGCCCUUACAGAGCCCAAGAGCAUCUGCAGGUCCCCACCUACUCAGUAAGGCUUAGGUACAUGCUCAGCUAUUCUCUUCUGUGGGCAGAGCAUCAGUAUGGGACCAGCAUUGAGGACAAGGCUUCUGCCUCCCUUGGAUCAAGAUGGAUGGAGAGGGAUAAGUGGUCCAGUGGUUCCCCUCCUGUCAACAAGGCUCAUGGUGGUGCAAACGUGCCAGGGGUUUGCAGAAUCCUCAGCCAUGUCCAAGUGAAGUAUGCCUGAGCCAGCUAUAACCGGUCUUGGGAAGCACAUCAUCACUGCCUUCCAAGUCUACACUGCUCUCCCAGG
This is a messenger RNA of Rattus norvegicus (Norway rat), 1473 nucleotides long. RefSeq names its product tetraspanin 14 (gene Tspan14). The transcript is spliced from 9 exons. Lineage: Eukaryota; Metazoa; Chordata; Mammalia; Rodentia; Muridae. Gene Ontology annotation, molecular function: enzyme binding. Bases 47 to 859 code for a protein of 270 amino acids. The record is from RefSeq and is marked inferred. Gene Ontology annotation, cellular component: plasma membrane; membrane; tetraspanin-enriched microdomain. Gene Ontology annotation, biological process: protein maturation; positive regulation of Notch signaling pathway; protein localization to plasma membrane.